Messenger RNA from Armigeres subalbatus, 4435 nucleotides. RefSeq names its product oxidative stress-induced growth inhibitor 1-like. NCBI's taxonomy places the organism in Eukaryota, Metazoa, Arthropoda, Insecta, Diptera, Culicidae. The record is from RefSeq and is a predicted model, not a curated record. The coding region runs from base 1450 to 3702 and encodes 750 amino acids. The transcript is spliced from 7 exons.
GUUGGGUGCCGAAUGCGCAUCAGUGCCGACCGAGGUGGAAGUGCUUGUACCAGUAGCACAAUUUUCUAAGUUCUGUGUGUACCGACCGCGACCCAGAAGUGCAGCGUUGGAGCACACUCGAGUGAUUAGUUCGGAUAUUGCUCAGUAAGGUGGUGCAGUCGUGCAGUUUCUAGCAGGGAUUGAUUUGCAUUAGCCCGCUAGCGAUUGAUGGGAAAACGUACGAGCCGCGUCUUGCAGAGUAGACUGUGUGAUUUAUUCGAAGUGCUUUCAUUAGCUAGUUCUCUAAACAUUUUCAUUACGUUCGAAGAAGGCGUGUUGCCGAGCGGGAAAAUUAAUCGAUUGCCAAUUGCCGAGAGUGUGCUACAAAUAUGCGGAUUUUUCCUCCGGCCAUUGCGAAUUACUAGGAAUGUAGUACCAAAGUUUUAUCUGUGACCGGCUUUCCUGUAUGAAUCAAAUGCAUAUUCUGCCCGUCAUCCUACGUCAUCAACUGUAGAAUUGCGUUCAGCGAAUUAUAUGAGUUUGUAGAAGAGCAGAAUACUCAAAGUUAUCAACUGGAGUGGCACCCACCAUGCGAUAUGCAUAAAUAGAACCAUCGAUUCUUAUCUCGACAAUAUCGAUCAGUGAUUCAGUGACACCGAAGUGAUAUAUGCCCAGUGCUCUUAUCCGUAUCAAAACGAACCAUCGGGAACGCUAGCGCUCUUCUCUCCGCGUCGGCGGAGUGGUGCGUUGCUCUCUCUCCUAGAGGUCGUCGCGUCGUGACUACGGAAUCUCUCAUCGUGGAACCGCAGGCUGCCGGGCCAGGCCGGGGCGGUUGUGUAUAUUUGUACAACCACUGCUAAAGUGGCCCCCUCGGGUGCUGGUCGCGCUUCGACUUGCUCCAUUGAAGCUCCCCAAAACGCGGAACGAACGUGUGUGAUGGUGUGUGAGUGUGGACGCGACGCCCGCGUAAAUAAAUAUAUACGGGAUCCAAACGCCACGAGCCAAUCAGUCCAGUGCCGGCCGCGAAUGAAUACAGUCGCAAGGUGAACUCGGGAAACACCACACAACUCGGAAGUAAACCACAUGCUGAUUUGUUGUAUCAAGUCUGUUCCGAGUGAUAUAACUGCAAGCGAAUAGCUUCAGCACAUUCAAUUCCCUUCUUUCUCUUUUCUGUUUGUUGUAAAUCAUCGCAAAAGGAGACUUCACUCCGCAAAAGGCAAAAGUGCAGGAAAAGAUCUAGACGACGACGCGUUGAAAAGUCGCCUGUUUGUAAACCCUUCGUAUACGAAAAGAGUUGCAAUACGUUGUCCAAAGUUGCUUCCUUGUUUUUUUUUCGGGGAACCAUUAGUGUUUUAUGUAGUGUAUAAGUUUUAAUUAGUGAGUGUUUUACAUCAGUUCGAUUUCAACGUUCUGCGAUCCAAAACUGGAGUGGUUUUCACACAGAAUAUCGCGAAAUCGUAGAGGUUCAAAAUGAAGGAUAUCAUCGGUAAUAGGAACUUAAUCAAUAAGGAUACAAUCUACAAAGAAGUUGUUGUCAUCGGCAAUGGACCGAGCGGAAUAUCGUUAUCCUACAUGUUGGCAGGCAAUUGGCCAUAUUGGUCACCGGACAAAAUCCAAAGGCAUCCGGACGAGUUGCUGCGAGCACGGCUCAACUAUUACGACUCGCAGAAGAGCCUGGCAGAGCAUGAUCUUUUCAGUCUGGCAGACGGACUAGAGGGUCGAAGCACUAAUCCAGUGUCAUUGUUGCUGGACAGUCUGCAGCAUCCUUGCGCUGACCUUGGAAUGGAACUACCCUGCAUGGUGGAAUACAAAUUUCACCCGGAGAAAGAAAUCGAUCAUCUAGUCCUGGGUCGAGGCCCCCCGGGAGGUUCCUGGCAUCGGAUGGAUCCGAACUUGCGCACCCUCUCGCUAGCCGCGUGGAUGUCCCUGCCUGGAUUGCCCUUCUCCGAGUGGGAACAGACCCACCCGCCGACGAUCGAACCCGUAGAGCUGAACAUCGACGGCUCACCCCUAAGCAAUAGCCACCACCCGUACCUGCCGCCAGUUGGAACCGAGGAAGGCGUUAAAAUCCUCAAAUCAAAUAAUCACCACGGUGCUAGCAUUAAUCGUAAUAGGAAGAUACUUAUCGGUAGCAGUAGCAUUAGUGCGAGUUCUGCCCAUAUCAAUGGCUCGUGUGAUAGAUGUAAUGAACUGAAUCGACAGCAGCAGCAGCAAAAAGUGCCCUUAAUGUGCCGUCGGUGUCGCAUCCAUAGUAGUAACAACAAUAACAACCCUCCCGCGGAAAAUCAAAACAUCUUACGACAGCAGAACAACAGUAUUGCCUACGAAGAACGCAACGGUAAAGUCAACAUCAAGUUGUGCCCACCGAGGCGAAAUCUGUCGCUAAAGCGGCAACUUUCGAAGGAGGUGGAAACGAGGGCACUUAUUUCACGUGUUGCGCAGUACUACGAGAGCUAUGUGGACGAAAUGAAUCUGUCCAAGUACUUCAUGAAUGAUACCAUUGUGACCACGGUCCUGCCGCUGGACUUCUCGGCCGUCAGUAGCCCGGUGCCGGAGCGGUUGCGCAGAGGACGGUGGAUUAUAUCAGGAUUUGACCGCCUAACCAACAAUCAAUUUACCGUGGUUUGCAAGAACUUGGUACUGGCAAACGGAGCCUCGGACCUGGCAAAUCGGCUGGGCGUCAAGGGCGAAGGUCUAGAGAUGCCUUGGGUGAAGUACGAGCUGCCGCAGUUGGAGCGUGCGCUGGAAAAGAUCGACGACUCGGCGCGGUCCCACUUGAAACCGGUGCUGAUUGUGGGUGCUGGUUUGAGUGCCGCCGAUGCCGUCACCAUAUGCCGAUCUUCAGGCAUUCCGGUUAUCCACGUGUACCGGAAUAGAACUGCCGGUCUGGAUAAAAUGCUGCCGGGUAAUGUGUAUCCGGAGUAUCACGAGGUGCACAAGAUGAUGAAGGAUUCGAACCGGAGUUACGAUUUGUACACGCCGCUGCCCGAACAUACGAUUGCGGACUUGACGCAGUCGGUGAACAGUGGGAAAUCUAACUCGUAUCGAGUUACCGUGCAACAUUUGAAGACGGGUGAAAAACGGGAACUGGAAGUGUCCUUCUGUGCUAUUUUGAUCGGAUCACGACCGGAUCUAAGGUUCAUAGCGGGACUUACGAAGAAGCCAACGCCGCAAAAUGGUCAAGAAUUUAGCUUUCUGAAUAGGAAUGCCAAUAACAAAGAGAGCUCGGAUGAAAUAGUUUGUCAGAAUAGAAAUUUGCAACCGGUAGCUAUUUGGUCGAUAACAGAGCAGCUUUUAUCCACAAGAUUGGGGCGAAAACUCUUCUGGUUUAAGAAUAUUUGCGCCAAGUGUCGCCAUUUGAACGUAUGUGAACGCGGUCGCUAUAAACACUAUCAACAGGCAGGAACAGGAGAUAACAACAAGUCCAUAAACUGCAGCCACACCGUUAGUAAAAACUGUGAAUGUACGAUACCAGUAGCAAGCAGUAUUAGUGACCACAAUGCUAGCAAUGCUGGAUUAGGUUUGGGAGAGGAUCCUACAAAACCAAUAGACUGUAAGAGCAAUCCGAUCGAUGUAGACAAGUACACAAACAUGGUGCUGCGGUCACCAUACAAGGGAUUGUACGCCAUGGGACCGCUGGUAGGUGAUAACUUUGUUCGCUUCAUCCCUGGUGGUGCCCUCAGCAUCACCUCGGCACUGCACAAACUGACUGAGAAUGAUUGAUGAUGCCUUCAUGGUGGUGCAGUGCGGGUGCUCUUUGUUUGAGGUGCAGGAUUUCUGGGAUAUGGAAUUGUACCUCUUAGUUGACCGUUUGUUCUCUCGACCCAUGGGGUCAGGAAUAUAAGGAAUUUGUUUGGUUGAGCUGUUUCGCUCCACACGGAACUUGGAGCUUCAAAAUUUGGGAAACAGUGAUUUUGCGUUACGCAGCGUUAGGUUCAAUUCACAUUUAAUAGCGUUGAGCGUUAUAGUUGUCCGAGACACAAACCUUUGACCAGCGUCGUAACGCGCGGUGUCUAGUAGGGAUGUUCAGAAGUGUUUUAUCCCUUGAUGGCUUGCAUGAUCAAUCUUUUUUCGUAGUUCGCAUUAACAUUCGCAGCUUUGUUAAAAUUAUUGCCCUGUAAAUGAGUGUUUCAUGAGAAGUCAUUUUAUUUUAGAUCCCGAAACAUUCCUAUCAUUUUAUAAUCGAGUGCGCGUUUAAAUGGUGUUUCAGACACUCAUAUUUAUUUAAUUGCUUAUUAAAUUUAAACAUAUUUGUACAAUGUAAUAUUUUCUAGCACAAAAAGCGAAGAUUGUUAUAAACGUAGUUGUUUUAUAUACGAUAAACAAAAAAUCAGCUUUGUAUUGGACCAGAAUCCAAGAAAACUCUUGCUAAAACCUGCUCGAAAUUGAAAAGUGAUUCAAAAACACAUUUUUUAUGUCCAUUUGUUAAUGUAUGUUUAAGUACAAAAAAAAACAA